UUUACUGUCUACUGUUAAAAUUUCAAGCAAAUCGAUGCGUCUUGAUGUAAAUAUGUAAAAAGCGAGCAGUGCCUAUUGUGUGGAGAUGCCUAUUGAUAUUAAUCUUAAACUUCUGUAGAUCGUAGUAUUCGUGCUGAUUCCAUAUGCUUGCACUUCUCCAAAAGAAGGUGCCAUGAUAAACUACGACGUCUGCAGAUGAACUCGAUGUUCAUGUGCCAAGUUUGCAUAUCGAGUAGAUCUUGCAAACACCGCUCUACUUGGGAUGAUGUUGGCCAGCUCGAACGUGGUAGUAUCGAUAAAAGAAAGUCACCUUUCUUCUAUCCUCUAAGCUGUCCAAGUUUCUGGUCGUCCUAUUCUAUAUCCAUCCUUUUCUGUGCCUUGUAUAAGAUUAGUAUCUUUCACGGAGUAUAUAGCUUUUUGAUAUCGGGAAUUCGUGCAGACCAAAUGAUGUUGUUAUUGCCUUUCUCGGCUAGCGGGAUUUGAUUGUAAGCUUUAACCAAGUCGACUUUCCAAUAUAUUUUCUUGUCGUGCAGACUCUGUGACAAGUCGAGAAUAUAUUGAAUAUAUAUCUGGUUGAGUGUUGAGUUGGUGAUAAUCCCCGCACGGGCACCGUCUCCGUCGUUUUUUGUCGCCAUGUGUAGAUAUGCGGCAGAGAUGGUGAUAAUCGCCGUAUGGGCGCCGUCGCCGUCGUUUUUUGUCGCCAUGUGUAGAGGUGCGGCUGAGAUGGUGAUAAUCGCCGUAUGGGCGCCGUCGCCGUCGUUUUUUGUCCCCAUGUGUAGAGGUGCGGCAGAGUUGGUGAUAAUCGCCGCAUGGGCGCCGUCGCUUUUUGUCGCCAUGUGUCCGCCUGGAAAAUUCGUGAGAAUUUUCUGAUAAAGCUUAUCACCAGAGAUAAAUUUUAUGCUUGCUACGUCGUUGCGUCAAUUUUUACGGUUAGUUUCAACGAAAUUACCCACUAAGUUAAAGCACAUAUUGGCAUUGAGUUGACUUUGCUAUUUAAGGUAUUAACUAUCUACUGUUGAAAUUUCAAGCAAAUCCAUGUAUCUUGAUGAAAAUCUGAGGUAAAUACCGUUUUCACUGAACUGGAGCCUCUAAAUAUUCUAGGUCAAAGAUUGACUGGUUUAUAUUGAACGAAACUUGUUCUGGCAGCGUUUUUAAACAGCUUAUUCCAAUCGAGUCAAAUCUAGUAGCAUUCACUAGAAAAAAAAACUUUUUUUCAAUUAGAUACCUACUUGGAAUUUAAAAAUUUUAUUAUUUUAUGCAUCUCAGGUAAGAGAUUUCACUGUCCACUUUAUAUCGCGUUCACUAAACUGGGUCGAUCAUCAUUAAAAACUUGUCUGUGUAAAAUAACACAUUCUCUGAGUUUCUCGCAUCGAACAGAAUCGAGUAACCCGGUACAGUGAAUCACUACCAUGGCUGCUUGCCACUUUAAUUGGUAAACCAAGCCAUAUGUCACCGAUAGUGAGGAAAAAAUACUAAAGUUCCGGAGUCACGAAUACAAUUAUUGUUGUCAAAUUCAUAAGUGAGACGUGUUUGUUCUUCAAUUGUGUCACCUCUAAUAAACAUCCGCUUAGCAAAUACUUGAGAGUAGUUGCAAGAUUUAUUAGUUACAAGAUACAAAUUUUGAAAAAACUUAAUGUAACUUCAACUAUUUAUAAUAGUGAUAAAAUAGUUCAUUUGAGGUGAUGUUAUUUAUAGUUGUUAGUACACGAUUUAUGGAAUUCAUAGUAUAAUGAGGUUUGAGCAAUGAGUACCGCUAUUCCUUCAUCCGUUCGAGGUCGUGAGUCGCAGCUAACAGUAGUUCAUAUGGUGUUGUUACAGUGCAAGCCGUUUGGCAUCUUUUAUUUAAAACAGUUUUAUCAGUGAACGCAAUGUCUUCGCGAGUGAUUUUACUGUUAAUUAUAACAUUUUUUAAGUUAUUGAAAUGUUUGCCAUCGGAAGAAAUCACCACCAGGUAUACAACAGGAACAAAAUAUAACAUAGAGUUAAUUAAAAAGUCAACAACAAACUGUUCGCGAUAUUUAACGGAACCAUUAAAAACCAUUCUAUCAAAUAAUCUCUGUGAGGCAGAUUCUGCUAGAAAAUUGAAAAUAGUUCCCUCUAGAAAAUAUAAUACGUACACAACAAAUAAAAAUAUUACAUUCACACCCCUUAAACUGAGAACUAAAAUUAUCUCGACCACCCCAAAAAGCAUAAAAAUUUUUAGUUCAAAAAUUACUAGUGCAACUAUUAAACCUCAAUUAAGUACAGUAACAAAAUUAAUUAAAAAUCCAAUAAAGAAUGUUACUUUAUCUAAAGUAGCCCUUAUUGAAAAUUCGACCAAAAAAAAAUUAAUUGAACUGAAAAAAAGAAAACCUUCAAAGCAUAAAAUUGUUACAAAAUGGAAAGUCGCUAACGAUUUAAACGACAAUAAAAAAACAUUAUAUAAACAAAACAUCCCUAUUCCUAAUCCCAAUCCGGAAAUAAUAUCUUCAUCUCCUCCAUUUUCUUUAAGCGAUGUAGGACAAAUCUCACCUUUAGUAACAAUACCAAACCUCCAGAAUGAUUUGAAUAUCAUACCAGAGAUAACUUCCCACACGCCACCUUAUUCAUCCUUAACAGGUGUACCGAAUUUAUCAGAAUUCACACCUGUUGAGACAAUAGAACCUAUAACCAAUGCAGGAACUCCAAAUAGACCAUUAACAACCUUCAAACUGGAUAUGCUCCCUUCUGGCAUCGAAGGUGAUAGCGUUAAUUCACCAUGUCCUACAGUUCAUAUUUCCAGUUCAGUUUUACAACCUAAUGAACGUCAAGGUUGUUCGGAUUUGAACUUGGUUAUAAAUUCUCAUGUCAUGCAAAGCUCUGAUAGUAAUAGGCUUUCAGAACCGAUCACUUAUGAUUCUAUACCAGAAACUGAGGAUUCUGUUCCUUUAGCGCAAGCUGUUGAAAGUGAAGCAGUAGAAGCUGUUGAAACACCAGCUGGUCAAUCAGUUAUACCACAAUCUGCAGGCGGUACUGGUGGAACUGGAGGAACUGGUGGCUCUGGAGGAAGUGGUAGUAGUGGUGAUGGAGGGGCUUGGAAAUUUCCCGAUCUCAAGCAUCUUUUCGAAGCUUUAGGAUAUCUUUGGAGAGGGUUAUGCUACGUAUUUGAAUUUUUGAGAAAUCCAUAUCUAUAUUUGAUACCUAUGGCGAUAUUCUUCCUUUUAGGAUUUUUGAAAGUGAUGGUUUUAUUUCCUUGGUGGAUUCCUCUACUCAUAUUAUACGUCAGUGUUAAAAGUGCUACUAAACAAAAGCCCGCUGUAACAUUUUAUAAGCACGUCCAUAAGCCGGUGAAACAUCUUGAUGGUUGGUUCUGGAAUCACCAAACAAAAACUUGGGAAAAUGUCAACGAUUACUCUUAUAAAAGAAGAAAUGAUGUAGUGGGAAGUACUUAUGAUCCUAACGAUAGUCUUACGAAAGACCUGCAAAGAAUUCAUCAGUUAUAUAAUGGUACUACCAGAGUUCAUAAAAGACGAAAAUCUUAAAAACACGUUUAAAAAAAAUACUCAUAAUUAUAUGAUAAAUAUGUUAUGCUAGUCAUUUGUUUAAGAAAGCAAUUGUCGUAUUAAACUAGCUCUCUAAGUUGGUAGCUUAGAAAUCCCAAAGUACAUGUCGAAUGUGUGAAAUGAUACGUAUAGCUAAAUAUUGCUUUUAUAUCAAAGUGAGAAAAAUAGACUUUCCCGAAUAAUCUGAUCUAGUUCAUUUAUAAAUAGAGGAAGAAUUUACGUAACCAGUUCAGAAAAUACUGUAGACGAGUAGACAAAAUUGUAAGGCGAGGCGCAGGCAAGUCCUAGAGUCUACGAGUCCGAUAAAACAGUUUCCGAUUGUAUGAAGUAGAUUAUUUUCUUAGCAACCGUGUACAUUGGUUAUUAACAAUUAUAUGAAGUACAUUUCUUCAUGUUAUUUAUUUAUAACACAAUUAGAAACAUUUAAUGUAUGGGGGUAUCAUAAACACUGCGAUCCACUGUGUUUCUCUGUUUCUUGUUAAGAUAAUGUGGAACCCAAUGUUUACAGCCGAUCUGUUGAUACUAAUUCUUUCAAAAAGUUCAGAAAAUACUGUAGACGGCUAGAAGUUUCUAAGGCGAAGCGCAGGCGAGUCCUAGAAGUCCCAGCACAUUUAUUCUGGUUAUAGUUUCACAGAAGAGUCGUUGUUUCAGCCCCUGUUAGUUGUCUCAAUAAUUGGUUUUGCUCAUAUCUACCUUCUUUUCCAAUUCUUUUUGUAUUGUUUUAUAGUUGAUACCACAGAAACGUUCAGGUUCCAUGAAGGAUUUGUCUGCCCUCGGUUUAGAAAGCUUAUCAGUUAUUUCAUUUCCCUUUACUCCAUUUAUACGAAUUUCGUGCAUUAGAUCAAAAAAAUUUAUACAAAAAUAUUCACAUUGGCGUGAAUG
This is a messenger RNA of Diorhabda sublineata, 4403 nucleotides long. RefSeq lists its product as uncharacterized. Bases 1869 to 3500 code for a protein of 543 amino acids. The record is from RefSeq and is a predicted model, not a curated record. The transcript has 3 exons. Lineage: Eukaryota; Metazoa; Arthropoda; Insecta; Coleoptera; Chrysomelidae.